Messenger RNA from Cydia fagiglandana, 3762 nucleotides. It is a transcript of the gene slif, whose product is annotated as cationic amino acid transporter 3. The coding region runs from base 161 to 1933 and encodes 590 amino acids. Lineage: Eukaryota; Metazoa; Arthropoda; Insecta; Lepidoptera; Tortricidae. The record is from RefSeq and is a predicted model, not a curated record. Gene Ontology annotation, cellular component: plasma membrane. Gene Ontology annotation, biological process: L-arginine import across plasma membrane; L-ornithine transmembrane transport. Gene Ontology annotation, molecular function: L-arginine transmembrane transporter activity; L-ornithine transmembrane transporter activity; L-lysine transmembrane transporter activity. The transcript is spliced from 12 exons.
GAUCUCAAACCGUGCGCGCGCAAGUAGUCCGUUACAAACGCAAUAUGGCGCGAGUUUAGAACGAUUCAAAUUUGGAAUUCGCGAGUCUGUUUAACCAAUUGUGUGUAGUUUUUGUUUGUGUUAGUGAUUUUUAAAAGUACCGGAGAUUGUUGACUUUACGAUGGGCUGCGCGCGCAUCCUCCACGUCCUCCGGCGGUGCAAGCGUCUCGAAGAUGGCGACAACUCGACGCAACUCGCCCGGUGUUUAGGCCUCCUAGACCUAACUGCCCUGGGUGUAGGCAGUACGUUAGGUCUUGGUGUUUACGUGCUAGCUGGGGCAGUGGCGAAGACGGUCGCUGGGCCCGCUGUCACGUUAAGCUUUUUGGUCGCUGCUAUUGCUUCAGCUUUUGCCGGCCUCUGCUACGCCGAGUUCGCGUCCCGAGUCCCCAAAGCGGGCUCCGCAUACGUGUACAGUUACGUCAGCGUCGGCGAGUUCGUCGGCUUCACUAUAGGAUGGAACCUCAUCUUGGAGUACGUGAUAGGAACAGCUAGCGUGGCUAAGGGCAUGGCGAACUACAUAGACAGCCUGACGAACAACAGCAUGGCGCGAGCGAUGACUGAGUGGGCGCCCAUGCGAAUCGGGUUCAUGGGAGAGUAUCCGGACUUCUUCGCGUUUGCGCUGGUUCUUCUGAUCACUUUGCUGCUGGCAGUGGGAGUGAAAGAGUCCACAAAACUCAACAACGUGUUCACGGCACUCAACAUGUUGACUGUCAUCAUUGUGGUCAUCGCUGGAGCUGUCAAAAGUGACCCAGCCAACUGGCGUAUCAAACUGGAAGACAUCCCCGAAGAAUACCGCGACAAGGCCGGCGCAGGCGGCUUCAUGCCGUGGGGCAUAGCCGGCGUGAUGGCAGGCGCGGCCAAGUGCUUCUUCGGCUUCGUCGGCUUCGACUGCGUGGCUACGACUGGCGAAGAAGCGAAGAAUCCCAAGAGGGAUAUUCCACUGUCGAUCGUCAUGUCGCUGGUGGUGAUCUUCGUGUCAUACUUCAGUAUCGCGACGGUGUUGACUAUGAUGUGGCCGUAUUACCUGCAGGAUGCCGACGCACCCUUCCCGCACGUGUUCACCGAGGCGGGCCUCCCCGUCAUCAAGUGGAUCGUGACCAUCGGCGCCAUCUUCGCGCUCUGCACCAGCCUGCUCGGCGCCAUGUUUCCUCUGCCGAGGGUCCUGUAUGCCAUGGGCAGCGACGGGGUGCUGUUCAGGCCUUUGGCGACCAUCCAUGGGUGGACCAAAACACCUUUGUUGGCGACAUUCCUUAGCGGAUUACUAUCAGCGAUAAUGGCGGCGUUGUUCAACCUAAACCAGCUAAUCGACAUGAUGUCUAUCGGCACCCUGCUGGCUUACACCAUCGUUGCUACCAGUGUCCUCAUUCUAAGAUAUGAACAGGAGCCAGACCUCUCCAUCACCAGCAUGAAACCGGUACCAGAGACGCCGUACUCCGUGGCCAAGCAGAGCUUCAACCUUCUCGGCCUGAAGAGGCCUACAAACUUGUCGGCCUCUAUCGCCAAGUCAUCCAUUAUUAUACUAUUCGUCCUAGCUCUGAUAACCUGCAGUCUCCUAACUUACGAGCACGGCGGCGCGCUGGACGCGGCGCUGGGAGCCUUAGGAGCGGCCCUGCUAGUGCUGCUCAUAAUCCUGUACCGACAACCGAGGCAGGGUACAGCGCAUCUUAGCUUCAAAGUGCCCCUCGUGCCACUGGUUCCGUACCUGAGCGUGUGUAUGAACGUGUAUCUGAUGGUGCAGUUGGACUACCAGACCUGGGUGCGGUUCAUCGUCUGGCUGGUUAUAGGAUACGCAAUAUAUUUCUUCUACGGCGUGAGGAACAGUUCUCUGAACGAGACUAGUGUGCCCACGAGCAACGGAAAAUCCGAGGACAAACAGGUGACCACCAAGUUCUGAUCGAGGGACUACUUAGGACUUUAUACUAAUGCAUCCUUUUCCCAUGGACUUUGAAGGAUAAGAUUGUAGAAAGAUAGUUUUAUGUCUUGAUUAUACAAGUUUGUAAAGAAAUGUAUACUUUUACGUAUGUAAGUAAUGUAAUGAUUGCGUUAAAGUAUGAUUAAAAAUAAGUUGCACGAUAAUAUAACGUAACGGUGCCAGUAAUGGACAAUCUACAAUUAUGACUAUUAAUAUUUUUUUAAUUAAAAACAUUUCUUUUUUAUUGAUAACUGAUUGAAUUCAUUGAUAAUCAUUGAAUUUAUACUUCAUUAUUGUUUAGAAGUAGAAAUGACUUUACAAAAGUAAGCACGAUAAUAACUUUACAAAUGUAAGCAUGAUGUACCAAAUCAGGCACUUUAAGCAGUCGUUUUUUUAAGUGAAUAAUAAAUCGUGUUAGUUGAGAUUAUUCCAUUCUUAUAUCGUAUCAAGUGCCUGAUAAAACUCCUCAUGAUUAGGUACUUCGGAGCAUCUUACUUGAAUUUUUGUGUAGUGUCCAACAUUGGUGCCGUUACCAUAUUAUGUGGAUUAUUAGCAGUGCUUGACAAGGGACGAUUAAUUACUUUAAGGGAAUCUAGAAUAGACGCUAUUUUAAAUUGAACCUGAAACAGGCGUGUCUCACUCCGCGAUUUCGUCGCUUUGCUACAGGUAGCUGCAUCCGUUCGGCCCCAAUUUUGGGGUUUGCCAUAAGCUGCGCGUGGCGCUGUCGCCACCUAGCAGCCGUAUAUGUGCUGAUCGUAACAGACGCGUUUUGUUAGAGAGUGAGUCUUCUGUACUUAGUACUAUUAUUUAUUCUGUGCCUGAAAUACGAAUGAACCAAGUAGGUAUUAGUUUUUUAGUAAGUACCUAGGUACAGUCAGCUGCAAUAGUAUGUUACCUACUCUUUGAAGGGCGUAAAAAUAUGUGGUUAAUGGCUCUACAAAUAAGAUCGUGUCAGAUAUUUUUGCGGCCUUUGUUGUGUAACAUAUUAUUGCAGGUGACUGUACAUACCAAUACGAGUAAAACGCGAGUAAAUAUCAUAAAAUAGGGUACUAAGUUUUCGAUUUUCAUACAAAUAAAUUAUCACUAGUAUCAGACAGAGAUAAUGUUACUUAAAUUACUUAAAUGUUCAUGCAGUUUCAUGUAAUUUAAGCACGUCGUGUCAAAAUGAGUUACUAAGAUUGUAUGAGAGCGGCUUUUUGGCAGCGGGUACGUGCGACUCUAGAACAAUCUUGCCAUUCCAUGCACCGGAUUACUCAUCCACAUUAGCUUUAUAUGGUCAUUGCAUUUAAUACUGGGAAAUAUUGUAUAGAAAUUCUAGAUACAUUAUUUUAUGGUUUUGUCCGUCUGUAUUUUCAAUAGUAUUGUUAAUAAUGCUUUACAAGAAAAAUGUUGGCAUGUAACGGAUUAAAAUUUAAAAUAUACAGUAUUUUGAUUACUUAAAUAUUAUUUCAUACAAAUUGAAUGUGUCGCUAUUUAUUAAUUUACUUAGUUGUAGUUUUUUUUAUUAAUUAAUAUUUAAUUGAGCUUAUAAAUUUAUUUUUAUAAGAUUAGUUCCUCCUAAUUUUGGAGAUCAACUAUUCUGUGACAAUAAGUCAUUAAAUGACUUUAUACUUAUUAAAUACUUAUAAUAUUAAAACAGUGUAUUGUAUAUAUGUAUAGUUUUAUACAAAUGUGUUGUGAUCGUGUGUUUGUGAUAGUAAUGGUGAGAACCAUGUGAUCAUUAAAUUAUGAUGAUGUUAUUAUUAACUAGAAUAAUUUAACAAACUGUGAUUUGAUAAAGUCGAAAAUUAAUAAAUAUUAUUUGAAUUAAA